CCAGUCAUGAUUUCACGUGAUGUUACCUGGUAGUUAUCAUAUAAGGAGGCUUUCGAGCUGUUAACAGUAACAAGAAAGAAGUCAUCCAUUCUCACACAUCCUACACAUCCUCACACAAUCUUACAUUGGCCUAUAGUCAUUCAGAAUGGGCAGCAAUUCUAUCACCUGGCUGGAGAAGCUGGAGGAGCAGUUAAAUGUCGACGUUGAUUCUAUGGAUCCGACCUUUGCGAAGAGCCUUCCCUUCAAGCCACACAACCAAACCAGCAACCAGUUGUUGGUGAACGAGCAGAUGUCCAUCCCCGAGAAUAAGGAGCUGUUUCUCAAGGCGGUAAAGGAGCGUAAAGAACAGGGCUGGGAAGCUAUCCUCACACGCAUUAGCGUCCUCCUCUGCGCCGAGAACAUCGAUAACAUUCAAGGCCGUGUCUUGUUGCAAACAUCGCCAUUCCACGCAUACGACACAGAUAAGGUUGUUGAGCAUGCCCGCGCAUAUGCGCGCGAAUUCGAGAGCGUUGGAAUCUCCAAGGAUCGAUUCUGCAUUAAGAUUCCUUGCACUGGCCCUGCCAUGAACGCUGGUCCUAUUUUGCUUAAAGAUGGCAUCCGAACACUUGGCACUUCGCUCUUUGGACUGCCACAAGCAAUUGCUUCAAGCCAAGCUGGAUGUCUGUAUAUCAGCCCCUACUAUAACGAGGUGCGCGCCCACGCCGAGCUGGCUCUCUGGCCAGAUGUCGAAGAUCCGGCAACACAACACACCAUGUCUGCAAGAAUGAUACAGAUACUAGAGACGUACAAACGUCUCUACAAGGAGACAGGAAAGGAACAGCCCAUGGUGAAAUCCGCUAGUUUCAUCUCUCCUAAGGAAGCAAUGGCUGCUGGUGAAAUGGGUUGCCACCAUGCCACCAUCUCGUCUGAUGUACUCACUCAGCUCAGCAAGCUCGACUAUGACGGUAGCAAGCAGCCAGGAGAAGGCGUACCAAAGCCCAUGCAUGCGUACAAGGGUGCAGGUCCAACCCCCGCCCGACUCUUGAAGCUGGCAAAGACAGACCCACUCGCAGCGGCGAACUGGGAUGGCAAGUUGGCUAGCACCGACAUAGACUACCUUGCAAACAAUGGAGCCGAGCUAGAAAAGGCUAUCGAGGCGGAUCCAGUCACCAAGACCCGCCUGUUUGAAGCACUUGAUCUUUUCAAAGGCGGGGAAUUGCGAAGCAAGGCGGCGAUUGAGGAGGCAAUGAAACAGGUAUAAGGCAACUGUAUAGGUUCGCUUCAUCAUAGCACUUCCUAUUUCCUACAUAGCACAGAAUGGUUAGCAUGAGAGUUAGCAUUAUAAAUGGCGUUCACGUACAUUUCUGAUGCAAGAUCAAACUGAAUACCAAGGCU
Messenger RNA from Pseudogymnoascus verrucosus, 1374 nucleotides. RefSeq lists its product as uncharacterized. The transcript is spliced from 5 exons. The record is from RefSeq and is a predicted model, not a curated record. Gene Ontology annotation, biological process: pentose-phosphate shunt, non-oxidative branch; carbohydrate metabolic process. Gene Ontology annotation, molecular function: transaldolase activity. NCBI's taxonomy places the organism in Eukaryota, Fungi, Ascomycota, Leotiomycetes, Thelebolales, Thelebolaceae. Bases 146 to 1240 code for a protein of 364 amino acids. Gene Ontology annotation, cellular component: intracellular anatomical structure.